Messenger RNA from Cladophialophora immunda, 1432 nucleotides. RefSeq lists its product as uncharacterized. The transcript is spliced from 2 exons. Gene Ontology annotation, biological process: mRNA 3'-end processing. Gene Ontology annotation, molecular function: mRNA binding. The record is from RefSeq and is a predicted model, not a curated record. Gene Ontology annotation, cellular component: mRNA cleavage and polyadenylation specificity factor complex. NCBI's taxonomy places the organism in Eukaryota, Fungi, Ascomycota, Eurotiomycetes, Chaetothyriales, Herpotrichiellaceae. Bases 81 to 968 code for a protein of 295 amino acids.
CUAUCUACACACCACUCGACGCCGCUGCUGCCACGAUUGGGAAGUUUAGUUAGAUAUCCUCGAACUGUGUGCAGCCGAAAAUGGCUCCCGGACAAAGUCGCAGCGUCUUCGUGGGCAAUAUUCCCUUCAAUCUCAGCGAGGAGAACAUUGUCAAGAUCCUCAGUCAAGUCGGUACGGUCGUCAAGUUCAGGUUGAUGACCAACCCCGACACGGGUAAAUCAAAGGGAUUCGGUUUUGCAGACUUCCAGGAUGCGGACCAGGCGGCCAGCGCAGUUAGGAACUUGAAUGAUUUCGAGAUCGAUGGACGUAAGAUCCGCGUCGACUGGCCUCACAACAACGAGAAAGACUCGGUUCCAACAAAUUACGAGCAGACUGCUGGCGCUGGGGCGGAUGGAUACCAACAAACUGGCGCAAAUGCCCUUCCUCCACUGCCUCAAGGGACAGAUCUUCCCCCAAACCUCAGGGCAACCGAUGCGAUCUCCCAGACCCUUGCCACACUUCCGCCGCCACAGCUACUCGAUGUCCUCACUCAGAUGAAGGCGCUGGCCAUCUCAGAUCCUGCAAGAGCCACCUCCCUCCUCAAGACCGCACCACAACUCUCCUAUGCCAUAUUCCAGGCUCUAAUCUUGAUGAAUCUCGUGGACCCCAAAGUACUGGCACAAGUCGUUGAACAAGCCUCGAGACCACCUCAACCAGCCAGCAUCCCUCCACCGCAGCCCACUCCACAACAAUACCCCGGCUUUCCACCGGCCAUGAUGCCUGGUCAGAUUCCUCCCAGACCUCCUCAGCAAUAUCCGACAGCGGCGAUGCAACAACAGCCACCCCAGCAGCCUCCCGCCCAACCUCAGCUGUCUCAUCAAGAGAUGAUCCAACAGGUCCUCGCUAUGGAUCAGAGGACAAUCGAUUCCUUUUCUCCGACUGAAAGGGCACAAAUCAUGCAGAUCCGAGCAUCGAUGGGGGUAAGAUGAGCUGCAGGGACACUGUUCAGAUCUAACUUUACAAACCAUCGUUCGCCAUAAACAUGCGGAGGGCGCAAAAUAUUCGCUCAUGGUAUGGCAUACAUCGGGAAUUCUAUUCCACGGAACUGGGCAUGAAACCUGCAACAAAGCCGCUUCUGGAGGAAUUUAUGCAACACAGCCCCUCAGCAAAUCCGUCAAGAUUACCGAGACGAAGGGUAUAGACGUUUGCUAAAUAGAAACAUCCUGAAAAGCCGGCAGCGCCGUGAUCGCGCCGCGCCCAAGAACACAACAUCCUCUCUAGACGGCAGAAUGACAUGCCCGAUACCACAGCGAGAGGAAAUGUAGUCGCAGAAUACUUAGAUAUUAUGGAAGUCAGGAGAGGCUCGAGGAAUCGUAUGCACUAUGGAUGCAUUGUCUCAAGCUAUGCUUCGCAUUUUCUACAGCGGUGUGAACGAAUAGGCGCCAUCUCUUUU